CUUUUUUCUUCAAAUUAUUUAGCAACAUUUAUUGUAAAGUAAUUAAAAUGUCAAAUGAAAGUUCUGAAAUAAAGCUAAUGAAUUCGAACGAUGAUGGAGAAAAAUUUGAUGCAAAAUAUAAGCCAUGGAAUUAUCCUGAUUCAUCAUCUAACACUCAUCCCAAUCAAAUUAGAAAUUGUUGUUCUCCAAUUGAUGAAAUUGAAGAUUUGGCAAAAGAAGAUAAAAAUUUAUAUACGACUCAUAAUGAUGAAGUUCAAGCAGAUAAAUCAACAUUCUCAAUGUUGAAACAAAAUGAAAAUAUUGAUAAUAAUAGUAAAAAAAGUAGUAAUCGUAUAACCAAUAGCAAGGAAAUGCAAAAUGACAAGCAAGUAAAUUAUUUGGACAAGUCAAAUUUAAGAUAUCGAAUAAAUGAAUUUGAAAGCAUAAAACAAAUUGAAAAUUACCAACAAGAGAAGAUGGCAGAAAAAUUACCUAUCAACAUAAAUAGUCCAGAAAUAUUCAAUAAAUAUGUUGAAACAGAUUUGGAUCAACCUAUGGAUUAUACGCUUUGCUAUGAUGAAAAUAAGUCUGAUGAAGAGAAAAAAGGAAGCGCAACAUUCUUCCCUAAAAAUGGUAACAAAAUUUUUUCUAUAGAUUUCUUAUGUAUUGAGGAGACAAUUGAAGAGGAUAAAAUCCAAACCAUUAAACCAAAAGGGGGUAUGAAUAAGGAACCAACAAGAAAUAAGAAAGAAAUGUUCAGCAAUACUAGCAGAAGUUUUAAAGAAAUUUUUAAUUUCUUUAAAGAUCGUGAUAAAAAAAGAACAGCUAUCGACAAUACCAAAAUUUCAGCUCUGGAUGGAUCCAAAUUACUCAAAAAUGCAGAAAUUUAUGAGCAAAAAGUAGAAAAGUCACCUCAACCACAAGUAGAACAUUGUGAAAGAGAUUCAAAAUUAAGAAAUGACAUUCAAUGUUCUCAACAAACUCCAUUAAUGUUCUCCCGGUGUAGUUCCUUAGGCUCGCUCAAUGGAUUAGAGCAAAACUCGACAAACGAUGAUCGUAGUUCAGUCAUAAGUGAUGUCAGUCAUAGGACCAGUGGCAUUAUUUCUCCUAGUGAACUUCCAGAUUCCCCAGCACAAGCUAUUCCGCCUAACAUAAGAUUACAACCAAAAUCUCAAGCUAAUAGCUUUGUAAAGAAAAAAAUUCAGAUACAAAAUGACAAACUGAAAAUUUAUCAACAUUCAAUAAUAUCCAAUGACAGUUCGCUGCUACAUCAAGAGAACACUUGUAAAAAGUCUCUAAUGACAAAGGGGAGUGUUUUUGAAGAUAAUAUUACUUCAUUUAAAGAUGAAUCUACACCAACUAAGCUUCAUUCGGUAGCAGCAAGCAGUCUAAGUUCCUUAACAAUUGACGACGAUGACGACUAUGAAUUAAUAAACAAACUUACUAACAAGGAAAAACAGAGUAUUACUGAAGAGGCAGAAAUUGAAAAUAGCAUAGAAGAGCCAAUCGAAGAAUCUAAUCACCUAGUCAAACCUUCAAUGGAGGCAGAGAAAAGUGAAAGCGAAUCUCAUGAAAUAGAUGAAGAUUUCAUUAGAGAGCAAGACGAUGAACUAACUGACUUAACGUCGCACGAAGAACAGCUACUCGAUCAAUGUAUACGUAGAGGUAUAGCAAAAUGGACAAAGCAAAGCAUCAAUGAUAUUAAACCCUUUAGUUGGGACGUUGGAUUAACUUGUCGUGCAACAAGAGCUAUGAUAAUAAGCAGAAUUAGAAUAAAUUCUGACACGGAUAUCUACAAUCAUAUUGAUGAUAAACAAGAAAACUAUCAAGGAAAUAAAUUAACUAAUAAUAAAUUAAAUUUAAAACAGAAAUUUCAAAAUGAAAUUGAAGAAUGUAAAAAUUAUAAUGGAAAAUAUUCAAAUGAAGACUCGGAUGCAAUCGAAUCACUAUCAAAUCUAAAAGAAACCUCUGAUCAGUUUCAUAAAAAUUCUUAUUAUAUUACUUACGAAGAGCAUCUCCUUGAUCAAUGUAUUCGAAGAGGAAUGGCUAAAAUUACAAAAAGGAAUGUAAAUGAUAUUAAACCAUUUAGUUGGGACGCGCAUCAAAUUUGCCUGACAACUAGAGCAAUGAUGUUACAUAGUCGCGAUGGGGAUUUUCACACAAGUCAUUGAAUUAUUUAAAUUUUUUUAAUUUA
Messenger RNA from Ceratosolen solmsi marchali, 2173 nucleotides. Its product is annotated as adenomatous polyposis coli protein-like. Bases 48 to 2150 code for a protein of 700 amino acids. NCBI's taxonomy places the organism in Eukaryota, Metazoa, Arthropoda, Insecta, Hymenoptera, Agaonidae. Gene Ontology annotation, cellular component: beta-catenin destruction complex; catenin complex; cytoplasmic microtubule. The record is from RefSeq and is a predicted model, not a curated record. The transcript has 4 exons. Gene Ontology annotation, molecular function: gamma-catenin binding; beta-catenin binding; microtubule binding. Gene Ontology annotation, biological process: negative regulation of canonical Wnt signaling pathway; cell fate specification; pattern specification process.